CUAGUUGAUGUUUAGAGAACCGGGAGCAGCGGUGGUGAAGCGGACAGUGUCGCAUCUCAGUGCGCGUCCGGAUCUCAAUCAAGUUCUUCUGUCUUGGGAAAAAUGUCCGGACCAGCGGCUGCGUUUCACAGCGCCUUAUUUUUUAUUUUGUCCGUGAGAAAGGCUUUCAUCUGAGAUAUCCCUGGGUUUAUAUUUCGCUAGUGUGCUGUCAUUUUUAGGCGAAUUCCCGAGCGGAAUGCUGCUUUCUAAAUUGGGAUCCUUGUCUCAUAUUGCGUCCAGCGUGGAUCUGCCGGCUAAGCUGCAGCAAGCUAAAGCGGAGAAGCAGACGUUUGAGAAGCUGUACCGGUUGGGUUCUGUGCUCGGCAGUGGAGGGUUCGGCACCGUGUACUCGGCAGUCCGCCUGGCCGACGGGCUACCGGUGGCGGUGAAAUACGUGAGCAGAGAAAGAGUGACUGAAUGGGGCUCUCUGUGUGGCGUGGUGGUUCCUCUGGAGAUUGUGUUGUUGACGAAGGUGGGCGGGACGUUUGGUGGCGUGGUGCGACUCUUGGAUUGGUGGGAACGGACGGACGGGUGGUUAUUGGUGAUGGAGCGCCCUGAGCCAGUGCAGGACCUGUUCGACUACAUCACGGAGCACGGCGCGCUGGAUGAAGCGGUGGCACGGGGCUUCUUCUUUCAGGUGCUGGAGGCGGUGCGUCACUGCUACACCUGCGGAGUUGUCCACCGGGACAUCAAAGACGAAAACCUGCUGGUGGACAUAAGGACUGGACAGAUCAAACUUAUCGACUUUGGCUCGGGGGCCCUCCUAAAAGAGACGGCCUACACUGAGUUUGAUGGGACCCGGGUUUACAGCCCUCCAGAGUGGAUCCGCUUCCAUAGAUACCACGGGCAAUCUGCCACCGUCUGGUCGCUUGGUGUUCUGCUGUACGACAUGGUUUGCGGGGACAUCCCCUUUGAACAGGAUGAGGAAAUCUUGAGGGGGCAGGUCUACUUCAGACGCAAAAUCUCCACAGAGUGCCAGCAGCUGAUUGAGUGGUGUCUGAGCCAGCAGCCUCCUGAACGACCAACCCUGGAGCAGAUCCUCCUCCAUCCCUGGGUGACGGAGAGCGGACAACACGCAGAUGACGGCAGCAUCACGCUUCAUUCAGUUACAGCCGGCUCAUCUUCCUCAAACCAGCAGAGCCUCUGAUUGGUUUGGGGAGCUUGGUUUGAAUUUAAUUGACAGUUGCCACUAGCAACUACGUUCCACACAGGCACACAUCGCCAGACUGCAAAUGUCUCAAUGAAUCAGCUGGUGCAUAUGCUGGACGCCUACCAUGACGAGAGGGUUGUUGAAGAAUCGGAUGAACAUGCCGCAGGCCAGGCUGCGUUCAACCAUCAGCUGGUUGCUGUUCUAGUCUUCGUCUGGCAUCUUGAUCUUGUGGGUGAUUAGUAGAUUUGCCAGAAAGCUGUGUGGGUGGAAGACACAGUCUAUUACGCCUGCCAUGUUUAUAUAGCAGUUUAACUUCAAGAAAAGGGGUCCAGAGCUGUUACUGUUAUCUUCUUCUGAUUUUGAGAAGAGUCGAGCAGUUCGACUUGAACAGUAAGAUGGUCACUACGAUCCAUCAAAGCUGCACAACAGUAUGUGACGGAAAUGGACAAAUGUUUAUUUUUUAAUCAUUAUCAUUAUUAUUAUUUGGAAGCGACCACACAGCUUAUAGGAGCUUAAAGGUCUAAAUGUGAACUUCCCAACAUCUGGCUGGCACUGAGGCUCCUCCCCGUGUAGCUGGAUGUGUCAAAACUGGUCUUAAUAGUACUGCAGCACCUUUUUUUUUCUUUGCAUCUGAUAGGUAGCAGAACACGUUCACUGUAGUUAUAAAAACUUAAUCGGUUGAAGCUUCCAUUAUUAUUUUUUGUCCUUGCUGUGCAUGCAUUGCAGGAUGCUAACAGUCAAAUGUCUGCUCUGUCUGAACAGCUAAAAAUCUGUUCCAGUGACAGAAACGGAGAAAAGCAGCGGGGUUUCAUAAAGGCCGGUUAUAGUAGCACUGACAACACUUACCUGCAGACAUUGGGGAAUAUUUGAGCCAAAGUUAACAACACACACACCUCCGUAAAGCUGCGACUGCUUCAGGACUCCAGAGAUGUGACGUUUUUGAUACUCAUCAAUGGAAAUAUUCUGUUCCUGUUAACUCUAGUUGAAGCACAUCAGGUUGGUGGAUGCGUUUUUCAUUUUCAAGCAGAGCUGGUUUUUGUUUGAAAGCAUGGAUACUGUUUUUCAUGUUUUAUUGACGCUGCAUUAAAAUAUUUAGUUUUUUGAGAAAACACAGUUUUGUUUUUUUUUCCUCCCAGAAACCUGAGGUCCCACUAACAGUCCUGUUUGUAUCUCUUAGUUUGUCUCAGGAAAUGCCUGCAAUCAGCAGUCAGGGUGGAAAAUGCAGUCAAUGCAAAUAUUCUGUUUUCUAUUUGAAUAUAUGUAUUUGUUUUUUGGGUCUUUAUAUAUUGUAUUUCCCAAAUGUAUUAAGUUCCUACAUUCCUUAUUUUGUGGUUAUUUAAGUUAACUUUUCUCAGUUUUUCUUACUGCUUUAUCCUUACUGAGAUUUCAAUUUCCUUUCAUUUGUUAUACGUUCUGUUUAUAAAUGUGAAAAUAUG
Melanotaenia boesemani (Boeseman's rainbowfish) is the source of this 2625-nucleotide messenger RNA. RefSeq names its product serine/threonine-protein kinase pim-3-like. Gene Ontology annotation, molecular function: ATP binding; protein serine/threonine kinase activity. The record is from RefSeq and is a predicted model, not a curated record. Lineage: Eukaryota; Metazoa; Chordata; Actinopteri; Atheriniformes; Melanotaeniidae. The transcript has 6 exons. Gene Ontology annotation, biological process: negative regulation of apoptotic process; regulation of mitotic cell cycle; protein autophosphorylation. Bases 236 to 1186 code for a protein of 316 amino acids. Gene Ontology annotation, cellular component: cytoplasm.